Polychytrium aggregatum is the source of this 2936-nucleotide messenger RNA. RefSeq lists its product as uncharacterized. Bases 270 to 2807 code for a protein of 845 amino acids. Lineage: Eukaryota; Fungi; Chytridiomycota; Chytridiomycetes; Polychytriales. The record is from RefSeq and is a predicted model, not a curated record. The transcript has a single exon.
CCAGGACGCGGCUCAGCCCUGAACCAUUCGACGACACUCCUGGGUCCUAUCGGUCCUUAUCCGACAUUCUAUCGCCAGCCCAUCCGUCAGCUCGAGGCCAGCUUAUUAGCAGAGGAAGAAUCCCCCCCCUUUUUUUUUCCUCUGUCCACAAGCCCCACCUCCCCGUCGCUGACCGCCGCUCGCCCUUGCAGUCCAUACCAUUGACGGCCCAAGCUCGUCCAUAACCACUGCUCUCCCCAUAACCCAACCACCUCGUCAAACCCGACACUAUGGAUUGGUCUGCUUCACAAUCCGAUAUCUACAUCCAGCACCAGCAGCACCAGCAGCAGCUCGCUGUCGAGCAGCACUUGCAAGCUUCACCGUAUUACCCCGGCACAAUCCAGAAUUUUGAGCUGAGCCAGCCAUCAGAGUUUCACCAAAGUCCCCGCCAGCACAUUCACCCCGCCAUGGAUACCCUGCCCUCCCAGGAGGCCCACCACCGGGGCGUGCCUAUGGACAUCCGUAACUCCUACGCCGAGCAAGUCCAAUUGCAGCAACAGCAGCAGCAGCAGCAGCAGUAUAUCGACAUGCAUCAGUCCCACUACGCCCAACAAGCUGCCCAGCAUGCCGUCCAACAGGCCGCUUUCCAUCCCAUGAUCAAAACCUCCUCCUUCGACAACAGCCAGACCAUCUACGAUCUCACCAACAACCCACCCAUCGAGAGCUGGUCGGCCGACUCUUAUCCGUCCGGCAUCAGCGAUGGUCAGCCCACCUAUUCGCAGGCCGGCUCCGACUAUAUGGCCUCCCAGGAGUCCCUCCAGCAACCCACCACACCCUCGUCCCUGACGGUUCCGGUUAACCCCAUGGAUGACCCUAACCUUUCCCAGCACCCCGCCAUAUCAAUGUCGUCGACUAGCGGGCCCCGCUCCCGAUCGUUUUCCCUUGGCACUGUAGGCGGCCUGAACAACUUCACCUCGAGCCAGUUCAGUGCCAUGCAGCCUUUCCAGCAGCAGUCUUUCCAGCAGCAGGUGUUCCAGCAACAGCAACAGCAACAGCAGCUGGCCCAGCACGAACAAGGACGUAUUGUCCAUCCAGAGCAAAUGUAUGUCCACCAGCACCCUCACGAACGUUCUGCCGUUCUCCUGUCACAAACUUCGAUGCAUCCCUCGCUUUUCCCUGCUCAACACGGCCCCACCCCAAUGUCGGCCAUCAAUAAUCCUGCUCCUGUUUCCAUGUCGGCCCUUGGCGCUCGUGCCGCCGCCACCCGGCCCAGAGCCAUGACCAUGCCCGGCUCUGUCCAGCCAUCGACUUUACCCUCUGCCUCCCCAAUCGAGUCCGCCCUCCGCGUGUCCGCCGAUCGCAACACUCUCUCCGGCGACGGCCAUACGCCCACUGCUGUCGACGGCGAGUCCUCGCUGUCUGGCCGCAAAAAGAGCCUCAAGAUCACCAGCAACCUUGCUCCCCUGGGCACCAAGCCCGGGGACGAUGUCUCUCUCGUCAGCCCCUUCCGUCCGCAGCUCGGCACCAACAACGCCCAAACCGCCAUCCUACUGCCAAUCGCCAUCCCCCGAGUGCGAAGCAAAGAAAAGCUGAGCGACGAGGAAAAAUGGAAGUUGCUCGACGAAGAUAUCCAAAAGGUCGAUGUCGAGGACGUGACCGUCAACGAGCUGAAGGAGCUGCUUAAGGUUCGCAGUCUUCCCAACACUGGCAAGAAAGCCACUCUGAUCGAGCGCCUUCAGGAGGAGAUGGCUGCCGCAAAGUCCCGCAACGAGGCCCGCCACAACGGUCUGUCGGUGGUCUGUCCACCUCCCCGUGGCCCCGAGGCGGCGACUGCCGAAGCUGCCUCCACGCCCAAUGCCGCCGCCCCUGCCCCUGCCAACACGCUCGACCCUAGCCAGUCGGUUGCUGCCCAGCAAGCCGCCCACAUGGCCAAUUCGCAGCCCAUCAUUUCCUUCCUCGAUCAGCCCAUGUCAGCCGGUCUUGCUGAGAUGCCUGGGACCAAGCCCUUUGGCGAAGCGACCGAUCCAAACGCCCUGGCUGGCAUGGCCGUCGAUGCGAGCGGCAACAACUUUGGCUCUCCCAAGGUGGCUCCCUAUCCUUCGCCCAUGGCGCUCUCCAACCGCCGCAAGAGCAUCGUCAAUGUGCCCAAGGCCAUUGUUGGCCGGCCACGAUCCUUCUCUGACUCGCGAGUCACACGGCCCUUGGCCCCCAGCCAUGCCUCGGCCAUGCACUCGGGCAUGCAUAUGCACUCGUCCUCGCCGCUGCAAAACUCGUCCAUCGUAUCCCCGCUGCCCGGCAGCACUACUGGAGCUGCUGGAGCCAAUGGCACCGACGUCGACCCGGCCAUGUAUGGCGCACAGAGUCAUUAUGGCGUCGGCGGCAUUCCCGAUAACGCCACUUUGUCCAUGUUUCCGACGCAAGUCUCGGUCAUGGCCGCUGCUCAGCAAGCCGGUCUCAUGCCCAACGGCUUUAGCGAGGCACAGCAAGCCCAUGACAUGCUCCAACAGCAGCAACAACAACAGCAGCAGCAACAACAAGCGCACCACCUUAACAUGAUAACCCCAUCUCCCUCAUUUCCCACUGAUACUGUUUUGCAACCAUCUCUCCAACAACAACAACAACAACAACAACAACAACAGCAGCAGCAACAACAACCUAGCCCCAUGUUCCAUCAGCCACAGGGCCAGCCCCUGCUCGAUCCCAACUUUGUCUAUCCUCAAGAGAUACUAGCCCAGCGACGCUUCUCAACAUCGGACCAGCUCCCACUCCAGAUGCAGCAAAUGCAAAUUGAUCAGCAAUCCUGGGCCAUGGGUAGGUUCUGGUGCUGAUCUGCGAACGAAACUGUCCGACCUCGUUACUGCGACCAUGUGGGCUCGCCGUCGAUGGAGGAAGGUGCGGCAGAUCCCCUCCCCUCUGGAUGUCGUGGUCUUUGUAUCCGUCCCGCGCUCAGUAAGCCU